Messenger RNA from Panthera uncia (snow leopard), 9851 nucleotides. It is a transcript of the gene CAPZA2, whose product is annotated as capping actin protein of muscle Z-line subunit alpha 2. The record is from RefSeq and is a predicted model, not a curated record. The transcript is spliced from 10 exons. Gene Ontology annotation, cellular component: F-actin capping protein complex; actin cortical patch. Gene Ontology annotation, biological process: actin cytoskeleton organization; barbed-end actin filament capping. The coding region runs from base 219 to 1079 and encodes 286 amino acids. Gene Ontology annotation, molecular function: actin filament binding. NCBI's taxonomy places the organism in Eukaryota, Metazoa, Chordata, Mammalia, Carnivora, Felidae.
UCCCAGGCCUUCCAGCCUCCUGCGCACGCGCACAGCCUCGUGCAGACUCCCCGCGGGCCGGCUGGAGAGAGGCGGGGCUCCGGGGCGCGCGCGCGGCGACCUGGGCUGCGGGCCCCUCCCUUGGCGGAGGCGCGCGGCGCGGAGGACCGCACGGAAAGGGGGAAGUCAGGUGGCCGCUGCCGCCGCCGCCGCCGCCGCGGUUUGUCGCCAGAAGGAAAAUGGCGGAUCUGGAGGAGCAGUUGUCUGAUGAGGAGAAGGUGCGUAUAGCAGCAAAAUUCAUUAUUCAUGCCCCUCCUGGAGAAUUUAAUGAGGUGUUUAAUGAUGUUCGGUUACUGCUUAAUAAUGAUAAUCUUCUCAGGGAAGGAGCAGCUCAUGCAUUUGCACAGUAUAAUUUGGACCAGUUUACUCCAGUAAAAAUUGAAGGUUAUGAAGAUCAGGUAUUGAUAACAGAACAUGGCGACUUGGGAAAUGGAAAGUUUUUGGAUCCCAAAAACAGAAUCUGUUUCAAAUUUGAUCACUUAAGAAAGGAAGCGACUGAUCCAAGACCAUAUGAAGCAGAAAAUGCAGUUGAAUCAUGGAGAACUUCAGUAGAAACUGCUCUGCGAUCUUAUGUAAAAGAACAUUAUCCAAAUGGGGUCUGCACUGUAUAUGGUAAAAAAAUAGAUGGACAGCAAACCAUUAUUGCAUGCAUAGAAAGCCAUCAGUUCCAAGCAAAAAACUUUUGGAAUGGUCGUUGGAGGUCAGAGUGGAAGUUUACAAUCACUUCUUCAACCACUCAAGUGGUUGGCAUCUUGAAAAUUCAGGUUCAUUAUUAUGAAGAUGGUAAUGUUCAGUUAGUGAGUCAUAAAGAUAUACAAGAUUCCCUAACAGUGUCUAAUGAGGUGCAGACAGCAAAAGAAUUUAUAAAGAUUGUAGAAGCUGCAGAAAAUGAAUACCAGACCGCCAUCAGUGAGAAUUAUCAGACAAUGUCGGACACUACUUUCAAAGCCUUACGUCGACAGUUGCCAGUUACACGCACUAAGAUCGAUUGGAACAAGAUCCUUAGCUACAAGAUUGGCAAAGAGAUGCAGAAUGCAUAAGAUGAACACUGCAUGACCGGAUCAUUUUAGUGUCUUUGCGUUUUAAAAAAAAUCAUUGCAAAAGUAUUCAGAACUGUCAAGCUACCCAGUCAGGUGGGCUGUUGCCAUUUAAAAUCACUGUAAUUAAUUAGUUUGGUUAGAGCACAAAGCUUAGCUAAUCAACCAUUAUUUUUCUCAUUUCUUUUGUUCACAGAGGAUUGAAAAUCAGUUAAGUUUAAAUGUCUUUUACUUUCUGUUAUACCUAUCUUUCUUACAAUUAAGAGAUGAUUCCUCUAGUUUAAUGUUAAAAGUUUUUGAAGUUUUCAAAAAUAUUUUACUUAUCGUAACCCUAAAAUUAUUGUCUUUUGGUUUAUGAAGUGGGUAACUUUUGAUAUUUGCCCAGUUCUUUUUAAUGGGGUCAAUAAUGGACAUUCUAGUUUAAGGUGGUUGAUGGAUUUAGCCAUAUAUGCUGCUAAAGAAAUUGUCUACCUUUUCCCCCUCACCUCUUCCAUUUAUGUAAGAUUGAGAUUAGAGGGAAAGCAUUUUCUAUAUCAAUUGUGUUUGAACCUUUCAAGAAGGUUAUUUAGCUAGCUUAGUGUUUAACUAAACUUUUUUUAAACGAGGCCAAGGUCUAAUGCUGUUUUGAGAUUCUGAAAUUAAAUGAAAAUACUUAUUUCAGAAAUGCAUUUAAUGCUUCUUUUCUUGUGACAGUUACGCAAAUUAGCUUGAAUUCCAUAUGUCCCUGAGUUAUUUUUAUCAUAAAGCCACAAAUGUAUUAUAACAAGGCAAAUUGUAAUAUAUAUAAUCCUGAACUCAUGACCAUGUCUCAGUUUAUUUCUUUUCUUGGAUUGAAAAGUACUGAAAUUCAGUGUGACAUUAAAAUGAAAAUUUUCCUAUUUAUUUGAGUAGAAUAUCACUUAUCAGUGAGUCACAUACUAUUUUAAAAUACUUUCUUUGGAUAUUGUGAUUCUUAACUGGUUGUAAAUUAGAAAAGCUGGGAGUACAUAUGGUGUGCAUUACAGUCUAAAUUUUUCCGUCUUCCUAUGCAUCAUAAGCAUGUUUGUAAUAUUUUAAAAUAUACAUGUACUGAUGCUACAGGAUUCCAAACCUGUGGUGAAUGUUAGUAUUUACUAUAGAGAGUGGGGUGGAUUUAUGGUUUCAUUCAAUCGAGUAUUGCUUAUUAUACUCCAGUGGAAUCCCUUCCUCACAUACUCCUGCAGAUGUCUGGGCCUGGAAGUGUUUUUUUUUUAAACACCACUUUUAUUAUGUACAAUAAAAUAUUUCAUUAGCUUGAAUUGUAUAGAAUUUAAAAAUUUCUCAGUGAAAGCAUGUUAUUUAAUUCCUUUUUAAAAAUCAGUGUUGGGCAUUGAAAACAUUGAGAAUUUAAUAUGAAAUUUGAUGGUUUUGGUUAAAUUGUUUUCUCUAAUUUUAAAAUACAAGUUUUGCCAUAUUGGGAUUUCUGAAGAAAAUGAAUUAGCAAUGUUAUUUUAUCUCUUCCCUUUUUAAAAAGACAUUUUCAAAAGUCUUAUGAUAAUUCUGAGCUAAGUACUAGAUGAAUCUUAAUAGGCUAGCUCAGUCAUAUCAGUUAGACUGUCAUGGUGUGUUUCCCCUGAAGGUCAAUUACUUUGGCUAUUUUAUGGUCUAGAGUGUUGUCUUGAAAAUACAUGCAGUUGUCUUGAAGGUGAUGCCUUAAGGCUGAAGUAUGAAGGCUAGGGCAAAAUUAGGGGAACACUUAGGAGGCUGACCUAAGUUGAGAGCAAAUGCUGACUUGGUCUGAGGUGGUAGCUAUCGGCUACAGAGGUGGUAAGUUUUGGGUAUAUGUUAAAGGUGAAAUCAAGAAGAUUUGCCCAAAGUUUAAUUGCAGAAUGUGAGAUAAAGAGAAAUGUCAGAGACAUUUUGGGGUUGAGAAAUUGGAGAUUUGAGGGGAAGGGCUGGUCAGGAGCUUGGUUUUAGAUUUCAAGGGGAAAUACCAUGUAGCAGUUAGAUACUGGAGACAGGAGGUAGAGGGGUACUCCUGGCUGGAAGAAUGGGGGAGUGAAUGGGCCUGGGCAACAGGGUUUGGUAGCCAGGCAAAGUGAAGGCUGACUCAAGGUUAGUGAUGAUUUAAAGUGAGACCAGUGAGUAUGGCUCUCUUAAGCACAUAAAGCUGCAUGGGUGCAGGCAUAGAGUAGAUGAACUGAAUUUAACCAAAGUUGUGGUUUUGCCAAGAGAGUCUGACUAACCACAGGAAGAGGGGGGCAGGGUUGUAAUGAUCACCUGUGGAAUUUAAGGUAGGUAAGUGGGGGAAAUGAGGCCAAGAAAGGAAGGGAGGGAUAGUGAGAAUGGGGUACAAUCAGUGGAUUAUAUAUGGUUAGAGUUGGGGUACUAGAAGGGAAUGACCCGGAAAUGCAGGAAGCAGUGGUUAGGGUGAUGUGUUUAAAAUUGAGAUUUUGAGGAGUUAACACUUACUAGUCAUAACAAUAUGAUCAAGAGAGUUACUGGCUAAAGUAGGAGGGGACAGAAGUUCAAGCAGCUGUGAAGCCUGGGGUUGCUGUGGGUAUAAGUAAGUAUUCUGACAUCAGUGCUGUUUUUCAGGACUGUUCCUAAAUACACAUUUAUAAUACAUUUGUAUAAGUUAGGUAAAUAUAUGGUACAGAUAUUCAUGAGGCUUUCUUCAUUUGGGAUUUUGGAAACUAAAAUGGGAACCAGGAACAUUUUUAAAAAGGUGUCCUGGAAGUUCUGGUUCAUUAAGAGUGUUCUUGAAAAGUGAAAUUCUUAGGAAAGUGAAAACAACUAUAGAUAAAUGCCACAGCGUUUGGAUGGCCCUUUCUGUUGUUAAAAUCAUUUUUUACUGAAUUCACACCAAGAACUUUGGAAUGGUGUAAGAUCCUUUGAGAAGACCUUCCAUGCUGAUAAUCAGUUUGUGCCUUUGCCAGAUAGUGGGUGUAAAAUAUAAAGGCAUGUUUUGGCAACAGUUAACACAGGUAUUUUGUAGUUACGUGUGUGCUGUGAAACAUCCUGAGAAGGAUAUGUAUUUCUUUUCAGUUCUCUAGGAUAGAUUAUUUAAAAGCAACAGCACAAUGUACUUGGUAUUCCUAAGUUGUAGUAUUUUUGUCCUUGAAACUGAAAAUUUUUUAAAGGCAUGACUUUGUACAGACAUCUUCAAAUUUGAUAUUCUGAGUGUUACACAAAAGCUUUAUUGUAGGAUUGGCCAGUAGUGCUAGCUGACUAUUGAAGAAUAUUCAAAAUAUUCAAUUAAAAUUAAAAGAACCAGUAAAACUUUUAAGGCCUAAUUGGUAUUAGAAACUAAUGUCAGAUCAUUUAAGAUUAACCACACUGUGUUCAGAGAACCAGCCAUUCUAGGCAUUGUAGACUCAAAAUAUAAAAUUGUUUCCUGAAGGAAUCUAUAAAGUAGUGAUGAGUCUAUGGCAGUGUCCUUUAAACUUUUUCACAUCACAACAUAUAUAGAAAGUGAUGGGGGCGCCUGGGUGGCUCAGUCGGGUGAGUGUCCGGGUCUUGAUCUUGGCUUGGGUCAUGAUCUCACAGUUUGUGGGUUUGAGCCCCACAUCUGGCUGUGCACUGACAAUGCUGGAGCCUGCUUGAGAUUUUCUCUCUCCUUUCUCUGCCCCUCCUCUACUUGUGUGUGCUCUUUCUCUCAAAAUAAAUAAAUAUUUUUUAAAAGAAAGUGAUGAUAUUUUUAAGGCAUAUCUGGGAAAAAUGGAUUAGGCUGUUUGCCACCUGUUCUAAGGGUUGAGGGUACUCGUAUCUUAGUACACCUUGAGACUGUUUCUAUUUUGGAAGGUGUGCUAUGGGUAACAAAAUAAGAGUAUUUACAAGAUAAACUUCAAACCUAAGUUAACAAGGUAGCUUUUUUUUUUUUUUUUUGAGUUUAUUUAUUUUGAGAGAGAGUGGGAGAGGGGCAGAGAAAGAGGGAGAGAGAGAAAAUCCCAAGCAGACUCCAGGCUGUCAGCGCAGAGCCCAGCUCAGGGCUUGAUCUCAGGACCCUUGAGACCAUGACUUGAGCUGAAAUCAAGAGUCAGAUGCUUAACCAACUGAGCUAUCCAGGCAUCCCCUAAGGUAGUGUGUAAAGAAAUGGCCAGCUGAGGAAGUUUUCCUGGAAUGCACACUCAUAUAUUUUGUAAGUAUGUAUGCAACUUAGGCAGGAAAUCCUCUUGUACCUUAAUGGAGUAUCAGAAUACAGCUAACGGGUUUCUAGUGUAGCUGGCUCCCUGGUAUGUCAUGGGUCAGACAGCAUUAUCCAGUUGAAAACUAAAUGUGACUUUGCUUUUAUACAUAUCUCAGUAUAAAUGAAAUCAACAGAAAGGAUAAAAUGAAAGUAAGUGUUCUUAUAAAACUAGAGAGUAUGGCUAAUAAGACAACUAGAACAUUUUAUCCCUAGUUUUGGUAUAAUCUAAGAAAACUGCUUAGUUUAAUGUCAUUUUUAACAUACAGUGGUUUUUUUUCUUUUAUUCUUGUGUACUAGGACUGUAACAGAAUAAUUUUUUUUUUUUUUUUUUUACUUAAACUGGCUAGAGAAUACAUAUAUCACAGAUGUCAAAUCAGCCACUCAUUCUCAUAACAAACCUUCACUAACACGAAGUUAAAGUUCUCUGAUUAAUAGAAGACCAUUAAGGAAACAAAGUUGGUUGGUAUGUCUCAGAAGAUAAUUUCUUGGGGAAAUUUGUGAAAUGCCCAGCUUUUAAACCAAAUAAAUAUCAAAGGAGUUCUCUUAAAAGGAUACCUCUGGAAGUCAUGACUGAACAGUAAAAGUCACUGUCUUCCUCAUUGCCUUCAAGUUUUGUUCUGCUAGGUUAGCAGAAUCUGAAUGAACACUGAUGCACAUCUCUUCCAGACUUAUACUUGAAAACGAGGGGUUGCAUCUUGCUUCCCAAAGGAAGGCUAAAGAGAAAUACCAAGGAGCCACGGAUCUCUUAGGUAUAAAUUAGACCCUUAAGGAAGACUUUACUUUCAGAAUGCCCAGGAAAAUAUAGGAGAUCAUUGUUCCAGGAAACUGAAAAUAUCUCAAAUGUAGAAAAAAAUUCUCAUGUGCAGUCAUUUCCCCCUUAUUUUGGAGCAUCACAAAGGAGAAAAAAAUAAAAAGGAAAUGCCAGAGACUUGUACUGGGAAAACCUUAAGCCGGUCUAAAUAUCCAGCAACACAGAUGAAUACAGAUACUGUGGUUUGUUAACGCUGGGGUAGCAUACAGCUGUUAAAAACUCCUCAGCUAGAGUUUCAUAUAGCAACAUAGUAUACAUAUUGAGAGAAAAACGCAAGUUGCAGAAAGGUAAGUACAGUUUUGAGUGUAAAUUUUAAAACUUCUGAGACUUUUAUGUACAGCAUAUGUAUAAGACAAGGAGUGGAGUCAAACAGAAUAGUGUAUUGUGGGGAGGAACAUAUGGGAACGGGAUUGGGGAACAGUAUGGAGAAUUCAAUUGUAUCUGUAAGAAUUUAUUUUGUAAACUAGGUGAUGGGUAAGCAGAUGUUUGUUACAAUAAUCUCAAUUUUUUUAUGUCUGAUAUUUUGUAACAAAUAUAACUUAGGCCAACACAUUUGGAACUCUGUAUGAGAGGAUAUACACACAGACACACACAAUUGACCCAAAUGAAGGUAGUAAAAAUGAUGAAGGUCAUAACCAUAGAAUAAAUUGAGGAGGAAAUUUACUAAUACCUCUUUAAAAAGUCAUUAGACCCAUAUUGUUUUAUAGUGAACUUGAUCAGACUUUCCAUAUGCAGAUCAUUUCUGUGCUCUAGACUUCCUGGAUGUCAGAAGGAGAUAGAAAUACAUUUAAUGAACCUGGCAUACAUAACCUUAAAGCACCAAAAAACUAUUGAUGAAUCUUCUCUGUAAAGUUAAAGGAACUACUGUCCAAAUCUACUACUGUACUGAUAAUCAAAGCAUGUUACUUUAUGACCGAACAAGAUUUAUCAGUGGAAUGCAAUGAUUAUUCCUUGUAAACAAAUCUAGUAAUGUAACUCAUUGCAUUAGCAGAGUAAAGGAAAGAAACACAGAAUCCUCCCAGUGAAAUAUUUUAUAAAAUUUUGUAUCAGUACUGAUUUUAAAGGCAGGAUCUCAGAUCAAUGGGGUAAAGAUGAAUGACUCUGUAAGUGGUGUUGGGACAAUAGAAUAGCCAGCUGGAAAAACUAAAUAAAUUUGGAUCCAUACCUCACACUUCAUACCAAGUUGAAAUUGGAUCAAAGAUCUAAUGGUAUAAAUUAUAAAAGUUCUUGAAGAAAUCAUGGUAACAACUUUCAAGUAACUUCAAAAGAGUAUUAGAAGACCUUUGUAAGACAAAGCUGACAAUCCAUACAAUAAAUAUAUUUGACUUCAUAAUAAUCAAGGUUUUGUGUAUGGCUUAAAAUACUCUAAGCAAAGUUGAAAGAAAAACCACCCACAGAAAACUUGUGUGCCACUUUUUUGACAAGUGGUUAAUUUUCCUUAUGUCUAAUAAGCACCCACAAAACAAUAAUUAAGAGUCUAAUAGGUAGUUGAAAACCAGAUCCUAUGAAGCUGGAGUCCCAUGACACUAUAGAAAGACUUACCUAUAUUGGACUGCCUGAUUGGACUUAGAAAAGUAAAUAAAUUUGUACCUUAUUUAAGCCACUGCUGUUUUUAAAAAUUACUUCUGUCUCAUUCUACAUACAAUUUGGUACCAGAAGUGGGGUCCUACAGGUAACAAAACCUAAAAGGUGGUGGCAUUGGCUAAAGGCAAUGUCUGUCAAUGGGUCUACUGACAUUUGAAUACAGUGCAAUGUGCAAACCCUGCACUCUGGUGCAUUUAUCACCUCUGCCCCAAAGGCCAAUGACACCUAAUCCUUGUAACAAUCAAGAACAGCCCCCUAGAGGAAAGGAAUAUUGUUCCAUUGGUUGGAGGAUUCAGGACACGGAUAUUGCAAGCUAGAAAGCUAAGCUAGAAAGCCAGUGGCCCUUGUUAGGCCCUGACAAAACAAAUUCUUGCGUCAAAUGCCUUGGAAAGUAGAAUGGGGAAGAUGGCAGAAGAUUCAGAAUGGUGACCCACUGUGCCCUCAGGCUAAAGAUAAUCUCCCAGCUGAGAUGGAAGGAAAGGGUUAACAGCUUGAACUUAAUCCCUCCUGUGUCUGGGAUGUUUUGAGGAGAGGAACCCAGUUGGGUUUCUUGCAACAUUGGAUCUUUCAAAGAUUGCAUGUACUAAUUAUUGAUUUCCUGAAACUGCCAGGAUUGAUCAUUCUCUCACUUGUAAUGUUUAGACUGCAGUUCCAAAGUGAUAACAUAAGCUGGACAACAUUGAAGGCAAGGAUGAGAAUAAGGAUAUUAUUACCUUCCCAUUUAAACCCAUUGUUUCAGAAGGUGUGUUAGUUUUUUAUUGCUGUGUACCAGAUUAUAACAAAGGUGACAUCUAAAAACAAGGCAGAUUCAUUAUCUUAACAGUUUCCAUGGGUCAGGAGUCCAGUCACCUCUUAGCUGCAUCCUCUGUUCAGGGUCUCACCUAGCCGAAAUCAAAGUGAUGUCUUAGACUACAAUCUCACCUGUGACGGGGUUUCCUUCCAAGCUCUUGUGGUUGGCAGAAUUCAGUUCCUUAUGAACUGAAUGUAGGAAUGGGAUGAUUAUGUAAUUUAUUACCCAAACCUGGGUACUUUUGAGAGGCCAAGGGGAGCUUUAAUAAUUGCACGGAUAAUAGGUGUAAACAGGUACGAUUCUAGGCAAACUGUGUGGCCUCCCUAAUCAAACAGUCCCAGUUGUAACCAGGAAUGGUAAUGGAAAAUGAGAAACUGGGGCACCUGGGUGACUCAGUUGGUGAAGGUCUGACUUCAGCCCAGGUCAUGAUCUCACAGUUCCAUGGGUUCGAGCCCCGUGUCCGGCUCUGUGCUGACAGCUCAGAGCCUGGACCCUGCUUCGGAUUCUGUGUCUCCCUCUCUCUCUUUUCCUCCCCUGCACACGCUUGCUCUCUCAGAAACAAAUAGAAGAUUUUUUUUUUAUUAUUUUGAAAAGAAAAUGAGAAAUCUUCCUGGGAAGAAUGGACAAGGAGUUUUUCCCAAAGAGCAGAAUCAGGGCUUCUCCAUGGGCUAACCAAGGAACUCACUUUAUUGCCUGACUAGGAGGACCUUGAAAUAACUGCAGAGUGGUAUUUGAUAAGCAACUAUGAUAGGUGAUUUCCACUUUGUUCCAUUUUUGAAUCGUGAUUAUUCUUUUCCUACAACUCCACUUUAUAGUGGGUGUUUUGGGGUGGAUAGCAUCUUUUAAUUUAUGGUUGCUGGACACUGAGGAGAUGCAUUUGUUCCUGAUGAGGAAACCUACAUACCCAGAGGUCUUGGACUUUGAGGUGACUGCAGUCAGAGGGUAGGUAUUUGGGGUAUCUCCUUAGGGAGGGGUGGGAAACUACCCUGUGUGCUAAGAAGGGUGCAUUUACACAGGUCAAAGGGAUAAUCUGACAAAAUUGCUAGCUGCCCCCAGUAUCCAUUUUUAGCUGUUCAUCUGCUCUUGCAGAAUAAAGACUAUAUUUCCCAGCUUCCUUUAGAGCUGUGUAACUAAAUUGUGGCUAAUUAGAUAAGCAAAAUUGUUGUAGGGUAACUUCUGGGAACUUUCCUAGAGAUUUGAACCUAUAUGCAUCCUUCUUGUUUUCCUCUUCCGGUUGCCUGAAACUUGGAUGCCACUAUCUUGGGUCAUCAGGGUCAGGCACACGUGAUAUAUGAGAACUAUAUGAGCUUGGACCAUCUAUUUGGAUUUUUACCUGGGAAAUAAAUAUCUGUUUUAAGCCACUGCUAGUUUGUUUCUUGUCACCUGCAACACAUAACCCUAAAAAAAUGGAGCUCCAUCCCCAUCCCAUCUGAUAUUAAAUAA